UCGACGAACUGCACUCGAUCCGGCAGUUAUGUUAUUGUUAUAGACGAUCCGAUCCCAUCCCGCAGCGAUCCAAUCGAAACCGAGAACGCAGGCGCCACGCAAUUUGUCCGUUACGUUCGACCACGCAAUUCGAGUGAUAAACAAAAAAGUAACUCCGAUUUCAGUGACAUUCAAUAUCGCGAUCGUGUGCCCUUUUUUUUUGUAUAUUUUUUGUUGUUGUAUUUUCUUUUCUUUGCUGUGAUAAUGUCGAGUGCUGAGUUGGGACAACCUGUAACCCUUUUCUUCUCUACCUGAUCUCGCGAGUCAAAAGUAUUAGUCAUGAAAGCCGGGGCGGCUUUUGAAUCACCAACGGCAAUAGCAAUAACAAUAAUAACAGCAGCUUCAUUGGCGUCCCCACAGCAGCAACAACAACAACGACAUCAAAAUCAAAAACAAAAACAAAAAGCCCAACGAUUAAUGAAUAACCCCAGCGAAUGCCGAAUGCCGUAAACUGUUUACAUUGCUCACAGCAUUACUCACUCACCUCGCUCAACCUGAGCGGAGAGGGAGAGUUGGAGGAGCGGAGUUGGAGUUGGAGAGGAUUGGAGAGUGGAAUAAGAAGGAAGGAAGGGAGGCAGAGCAGUGGAGAUCGCAGCUGCACUAGUUUCGAUUACGUGAGCAGAAAUUAAAUAAACAAGCGAUUUCGAUUUCGAUUUCCCCAUACCCAUACCCAUACUCAUCCCCACUUUCCACCACUGUGGAAAGUCUCCCCUCCUGACCACUGAUAACGGAACGGACGCACACAGCGACGCAUCGGUGGGAGAGGGAGAGAGGCGAGCGGAGAAAGCCAGUAGAGAGAAAGGAGAGCGCGAUCGCUAGAAUCGCAGAGUAUUACCAAAUAGCAACACCAAAUUCAACCAGAACCAGAACCAUGAGUGACGAGACAACUAUUAGCCUGGACGGCUUUCCCCCCCUGGAGCCGCUGACGACCAUGGCUCCGCCGGCUGAUGCAAGCGGCUUCUCGCAGUCGCUCCUGACCUUUGCCGCAGUCAUGACCUUCCUCAUAAUGAUCGUUGGCAUUUGCGGCAACCUGUUGACCGUGGUUGCCCUGCUGAAAUGUCCCAAGGUGCGCAAUGUGGCCGCCGCCUUUAUCAUCAGCCUCUGUAUUGCCGAUCUGCUCUUCUGCGCCCUGGUUCUACCCUUCCAGGGUCUGCGCUUCGUCCAGGGAACCUGGCGCCACGGCCAGGUGCUGUGCCGCCUAAUUCCCUUCAUCCAGUACGGAAACAUAGGGGUGUCCCUGUUGUGUAUCGCCAUGAUCACGAUCAAUCGGUACGUGAUGAUCACCCACCAUGGGCUGUACGCCAGGAUCUAUAAGCGCCACUGGAUUGCCGUGAUGAUAGCCGCCUGCUGGCUCUUCUCCUACGGCAUGCAGCUGCCCACGCUGCUGGGGGAAUGGGGUCGCUUUGGCUACGACCAACGCCUGCAGACCUGCUCCAUCAUGACCGACGAGCAUGGGCACAGCAGCAAGACGACCCUGUUCAUCACCGCCUUCGUCAUCCCGUGCCUGGUGAUCAUCGCCUGCUAUGCCAAGAUCUUCUGGGUGGUCCACAAGUCAGAGCAGCGUCUGAAGCGGCAUGCCACCAAGCAGAACUCGAUACCCAACAACCUGCGUCCCUUGGCCAGCACGGGCUCGGGAGCACUGCCCUCGGUGGCGGAAUGCCAGCCAAGCAAUCGCGUCUCCUCGGACAGCAGCAGCAGCUUCUCCGUCGAUGUGCCCGAGACGGCGCCCAGUGGCAAACAGCAGCCCACGCGGGUCAAGGAUCAGCGCGAGGUGCGGGCCAAGCGGAACGAGUGGCGCAUCACCAAAAUGGUGCUGGCCAUCUUCCUGUCCUUCGUCAUCUGCUAUCUGCCCAUCACCAUUGUCAAGGUGGCUGACAAGAAUGUGGAGCACCCCAGCCUGCAUAUCUGCAGCUACAUCCUGCUCUAUCUCUCGGCCUGCAUCAAUCCGAUCAUCUAUGUGAUCAUGAACAAGCAGUAUCGCAAGGCCUACAAGACGGUGGUCUUCUGCCAGCCCGCCCGCCUUCUCCUGCCCUUUGGGAAGGCCAAUGGCGGCGCCAGCAGCGCUGCAGAGAAAUGGAAAGAUACCGGGUUGAGCAACAACCACAGCCGCACCAUCGUAUCCCAGAUGUCGGGGGGUACGGGAACGGGAACGGGAGCGGCAACGGGAACGGCAACUCCAUCGUCAGCGGGAACGCCAACGGUGCAGAGUCCAACACCGGAAAGCCAGCCAGCCCAGGCCUUGGAGAUGCUAUCAAGAGGACAACCGGAUCUGAUCAGCAAGUCGAACCUUCCGCUGCCGGGCGCUACACCUCCGCCGCCCUCAGUUCUUACGGCGACGCCCAACGGAAGCAACAACAGCCUCAACCUGCGACUGCCGCUCAAGAAGAACAAUCACUCCUACACCAACAGCGGCUUCAACAGCAGCAGCAGCAGCAGCAACAGCAGCAGUCCCCCCGGGAUCAGCAGCAGCUCCAUUUACCGUCCCGGAGUUGGCUCACUGGGGAGCGGAGCGGCCUCGAUCAGGCGCAUAACGAUGGUGGGCGACGAUAUAAUACUGGAGGAGGAGGAGCUGCCACCCACACCGCCGCCGGUGAGCCCAGCUACCUCGGCGCCCACAACGCCGGCUCCUCCACCGCCAUCAGCCCAAAUCCAUCCGCUCUCCAUGACAUCGUCCUCGUCAACAGCCACCGGAGGAGGAGCAGUGGCAGCGGGGAGCAGCCGCAGCCCGGCGAAGCCGCACAUCUACAUGAACGUGGACAGCCCGAAGAGAAACCAAUCCUACGCGGAGCGUAAUACAAACGCUGCUGCACCGGAUAGUAGCUCCGGUCAGGCCAACACAUCCGCAGCCGUUUCCAUUUCCGGCUCCAAGCUGACGGCCAAGAUGAAAUUUCCAAAAGACUAACGAAAUGCUUUAAUCCCAAAAACCAAACAAAACAAAAAAAGACGUAGUUAUUGUGCUACUUUCGUUAUAAACAAAACAAUAUGCCAGGCAUUAUAGAUCGGUAUAUCGUAAAUGGGUGGCGAAUAUCGUAAAUUGUUUGUACCCCUUUCGAAAAAAAAGCUUAGGCUUCUUCCCAGAACCCAGAACCCCGAACCCCAGAUGGUGUUAUAGUUCAAUAUCGCAUUUCCCAUAUCGUAAGCAAUUUGUUCUAUGGAUAUUGUAAUUUAAUACUUAGUAUUUGCCAAAUAGCGAAAAGUAGGCGUUGAUUGAAUUGUGCCAUAGGUCACCCUCUUAGAUUCUGCUGUAUUUCCUAUUUCAAACUUUAUUGUAUACCAAGCAAGGGCAAACGGAGACACCCAAUUAUAAACAGUAAAACAAACAUAAAAUUCAAACUUUGGAAGAUCGAACUCAACUAAAUCUAAGUUUUUUUCAGAAUAACUAAUCUAGAAGUACACAAAAAAUGUUAUAUUGUUAUGCCAGCCAAUAUCACUUUACUACACACUGGAUCAAUCACAUUUUCGAAAUCCCAUCACACCUGACACUAAUUAGUAAUAGUUAUAGAUUCUAGAUAUUUAUGGUCGCUCACGCUUAGUAUUAACCCCUUACUAUCUAAACUAAAACACUUAUACUACUAUUCUUCUACUUUCCUUUAAUUUUGUUCACUACUUUCAUCGUACACAUUCCAUUCCAACGUAGGCCUUUGUAAAUGAACCUAUUGUUAGUCCACCAUGAGCACUCCAUUCGAAAGACGAUAGAAGCAAAUCGAAUACGAAUAUAAACAUAAAUGAUUACAUAAAUAAACAAAACACAUAUAGUUUA
Drosophila subpulchrella is the source of this 3799-nucleotide messenger RNA. It is a transcript of the gene moody, whose product is annotated as G-protein coupled receptor moody. Gene Ontology annotation, cellular component: membrane. The coding region runs from base 911 to 2941 and encodes 676 amino acids. Gene Ontology annotation, molecular function: G protein-coupled receptor activity. The record is from RefSeq and is a predicted model, not a curated record. The transcript has 5 exons. Gene Ontology annotation, biological process: G protein-coupled receptor signaling pathway. Lineage: Eukaryota; Metazoa; Arthropoda; Insecta; Diptera; Drosophilidae.